UUAGUCGGUUUAGAUUCAGUAUUCACCAUACGCUACUUCCCACUGUUCAGAAAGCAGUCUGGAGUUGAUGAGUGAGAAAAAUUUGCAGAGUUAUUAAACGAGGUGUGCGAAAAUGUUAUCGGGCAAUGCAUUGUGAACAAAAUGGCGAGAGAGAGAGAGAGCGUUGCAGCGAUGAAAGCCUCUUCCACAAUGGCUUUUUCUCGUCCCAAUGAAUAGGUUUUUCGGGUUUGAAAUCGCGGCUUUAAAACCCGCAACAAUGGCUUACAUCUCACCUCUGAGACGUUUGCCAUUGUUUCAGAAAGACCAGCUGCUCUUCCUCUUGGUCUAUGGAAAAACCCAUUUUCCAUUGCCUUCUUUACAUAGAAAAAUCUCUACCUCUCCAAUUCUCUUUACUGAUUACUCUUCAUCAAAAUCUCAAACCAGGGAGACCCAUUUCAAAAUCCAUGGAUUGAGGCUCCCUCAAUCUGACAUUGAAGAAGUGGUUUUCGAAAGUCCUUUGAAGAAGAGCAGGAAUGAAAAGAAACGAGAGGCUCGACGGGCUGUGCAGUGGGGAAUGGAACUUGCAGAUUUUUCUCCUCCUCAGAUCAAUCUCAUUCUUAGGGCAGCUAGUCUUGAGCUAGAAAUUUAUGAUGCUAUCAUGUUAGUGAAGAGGUUGGGCCCUGAUGUCAGAGAAGGAAAACGAAGACAAUUCAAUUACAUAGGAAGACUUCUCCGGAAUGUGCAACCUGAACUAAUGGAAAAUCUCAUCCAGGCCACGAAAGAUGGAGACCAUGCUAAACUACACGCUUUGUCUGGUCAAAGGACACAAACCAUUGUAAAUGAAGAGGAAAUACAAGAGGAAGAAGAUGAGGAAGAGGAAACUGAUAUUGAAGAGGAGGCACACCCGAAGUAUAUAGAACUGGCUGACAGAUGGUUUCAAGGAUUAAUUAACAAGAAUUCAUCCAUCACUAAUGAAGUGUAUUCAGUUCAAGAUGUUGAUUUUGAUCGUCAGGAGUUACGAAAGCUUGUUCGAAGAGUGCAGACUAUGCAGGGGAGAACUGUUGAUGAUAGCGCGGCAGAUUCUGAAGCAGCCUUGCGAGGAGCGAGAAAGUCUCUGAGUCGCUUCCUACGAUCUCUUGCCAAACAAACCCUAAUGGUUUAGAUUACUAAUAAUCCUCAUUUCUUCCAUUUUUUAUUUUCUCUUUCUUGUAUAACAUCACCUGACAGAAAAGGAAAUAUGAGAAAAAUGCAGUGAAAUUGGUCACUCAUUGUGUACUCGUAAUUUAUUAUGGAACAUAUAUAUCAAAUCUGAAUUUCAAUA
Amborella trichopoda is the source of this 1300-nucleotide messenger RNA. Its product is annotated as kinesin-like protein. The record is from RefSeq and is a predicted model, not a curated record. NCBI's taxonomy places the organism in Eukaryota, Viridiplantae, Streptophyta, Magnoliopsida, Amborellales, Amborellaceae.